Molecule: messenger RNA, 645 nt
Organism: Asparagus officinalis (garden asparagus)
Lineage: Eukaryota; Viridiplantae; Streptophyta; Magnoliopsida; Asparagales; Asparagaceae
Exons: 4
Coding region: 64-645 (193 amino acids)
Source: RefSeq, a predicted model, not a curated record
GACAUUUUUGACAGCUUCCCCCCCUUUUACCUAUCUAAAAAACCAAUCCAAACAGAGGGGAUAAUGGGGAGUACUGGAUCCAAGGGAGAGAGGAAGAAGAUUGUCGUUGCGGAUAUCUUGGCGGCGUCUACUUCGACAAUGGAUUCCCCUAGUAGUAGUUCGGCAGCUCAAAUUGCUAAAGGAUGGAAAUGGAUUUCUAAUGCCUCUACUGCUGGGAAUGGAAGAGUUUGGCUGUUAUGGAACUCUAACAUGCUUGAUAUCACCUAUUUAUCUUCCUCAGAUCAUUGCCUUACAUGCCUUAUUAAAUCUCUGGAUGGGAGGAUUAAUUGUUAUAUUUCAUUCAUUUAUGCUUUCAAUUCUAUAGAAAGAAGGAUUAGUCUAUGGGAUGAGCUCACAUCUUUUAAAAAUCGUGUCAACAUCCCUUGGUUACUUAUGGGUGAUUUUAAUGCUAUUCUAUCUGGAAAUGAAAUACUUGGGGGAUCCUCAAUCACAGGUAAUGAUGCAGAAUAUUUUCAAAGACGCGUUGAGGUCUUCCUAGCAAUCAAGAUUGCAAUGCUUAUUAAUAUUAUUGUUCUUAACAAGCCUAUCCCUACUGAACAUGAACAAUGGUUUACGUAUCUUGAUGUAAUUCAACUGCUUAUUUGA